Molecule: messenger RNA, 3440 nt
Organism: Teleopsis dalmanni
Lineage: Eukaryota; Metazoa; Arthropoda; Insecta; Diptera; Diopsidae
Gene: sstn
Product: bromodomain-containing protein DDB_G0280777
Exons: 3
Coding region: 692-2797 (701 amino acids)
Source: RefSeq, a predicted model, not a curated record
AUAGAGCUUCUUCGUGUGUUGCGUUUUAGUUGCGUUUUCUUGUUUAAUUAAGUAAAUUUUCUUAAAGAUAAAAAGUAUUAUUUUUAAAUAUAAGUUAUUGAAUAGAAAAAAAUAUAUUAUAAACAGUGCUUUUCAAGAAUAAAUAUAAAAAUAUUUGGUUGUGAUUACGCGUAGUAAAAAUAAAUGCACAUAAAAGUGUUUGCUUAAGAAAAAAACGAGAAGAGAAAAAAAUCGUAAAGAACUUCGAACUUCUUGGCUUGCGGAGUCGCUGUCAAUUUUUGUUGUUGUUUGCGUUGCAACGCAGUUUAUUGCCCUAUUAAUUGACGAACUACGGUGAACAAAAAGAAAAUAUAUUAACAAGAUUUAAAAAAAAAAUUAGUUUUAAUUGACGGAGUUCUGGCCUUUAAAUGAUGUCAGUGUUUUGAGUUCAUUUGCAUAAAAAUUAAAUUUUGUUAUGCCUUCAUCGAUUACUGAUGCUUCCGUGCUGCCUUCAUUGCAUCAUUUGUCAACGUUCAGCUUUGAAUACUAAGGAACUCAAUACGAUUUUAAAGAGGAUUCCACUCAAACCUGCUUAAAAGUGGAACAUAAGUUCUUACUCCUCCUCCACACUACACCACGCCAAAUCAACAACCUCCAAUUAAGUGAAAGAUUGGGAGCAAAAAUUAACAAAUGGUAAGGAAAAAUAGCACAAAUGCACGUUAAACCGACAGGAGAGCACCUAAAACAGGAUCAAAUAAGCGUCAAGACGAUGGCCAGCUAUAAUGAUGACGACAAUACCAGUCGUACGUCAGCUAACAACAACAACAACGUCAGCGGGAAAGCUAAUAACAAUGACGAUGCGAAUAAUAGUAAAACCACGACAAUGGAUGAUGCCGAAAUUAGGCUUAAGAAACAAACACUGGAACAACGUAAGCGUGAACUGGAAAAGCUGCUAAGCGAAAAAAGUUGGCUUUUGCAGCAAAUACAAAAGCAAGAAACUCAAAUCCUGAACGGUAAUUUCGAGUAUUUAAAUUUAAAUGAAAUUUUUGCAAAUUUAGCACAGCAAUACAAGCAAGAACAGUCAGCCAGCAGUGGCAGUGUAGGAUCAGCAAUAUUGAGACGGAAGUCCAGCAAAGAGAACAACAAUAAUAACAGCACAAAUAGACAUUCUGAGCUUUCCAAUCGCUCUUCGGAGUAUGAUAAUUACCCAGGUAUUGGUAGUGGUAGUAUUAGUCUAAGUGGUGGUGGAGGAGGAGGAGUAGCAGGUGAAACAAGCAAUGCAAAUAUUUUACAAGCAAAGCAACAACAAAAUGCGAAAAAUAAUUCAAAAAAUCGCACAACACCCAUUCCUACCGCCAAUUUGAAUUAUAUACAAUUGCAACGUCAACAAAUGUUGCAGCAUCAUGCAGAGCAACAAAUGUUACAACAACAUUUACAGUUGCAGCAACAGCAUAAAUUGCUACAACAUCCACAUUUCCAUCAACAACAUCAACAGCAGCGCUUACUGCAACAACAGUAUUUAUCACAUCUGCAAACCGAUGCUAUUUCCUUGUACUCAGUCAAUUCAGCAAAUGUUGCUACACUGCGCCAUCAACAUAUUUCACCACAACAGCAACCAAUUGUUGUGCAAUGUGAUAAAUACUACUUAUCACCAACACAUCACAGCUACAAUGAUGGUGGUUUUAUAAAAUCAAGUCAAAAUAUUAAGCAAUAUAUAUCACCAUUAGCAUCACCUACACAACAACAACUGCAUGUUGCUACAAAUUACGAUAUACAUCAUUCACCGCAACAGCUGCAACAUAUUGCAGUGCCAUUGCAACAAUUACAACCAGUCGCAUUGCAACAUCAACGGCAUUUAGAUGCGAUUUCACUAGCGCCGUCAUAUGUUUCCAUGGAUACUGACACCACAAGCAAUAUGCGUUGGCGUUCUCAAACAAAUAUACAAACACACGCAAUGAAUACACCAAAUGAUGCAAAAUCACAUUCCAGUGAUAUGCUCUCACAAUUAUCCCCACCAACGCCACACAGUCACAGCAAUAUGAAUCCUAGUAUAACGAAUUUCUAUGCACAACCACUACAGCCUAAAGCAAAGCCACUCGAUGAAAUUUCUAUAUCAUCGUUUAAUAGUGAAACACAAAAGAAAUCUAAAUCGAAACAAUGGCUUGAAUCAUCAUUAGAUGGACCUGUCAUACGCACACAGUCAAAUGCGGAACCCACACAACACAUAGAAAGUAAUACUGCAACAUUUGGGCGUCUGCUACCACAAAAACCACAGGCGUUGCCACGUGAACGCUCAAAACUGUCAUCACAAUCAAUGUCCAGCGGCAGACACUAUUCAAUGUCAACGACGAAAAAUCCGCAUAGCACAAAAUUAUUGCUGGAUAAUGAAGGUCAUUAUACCAAAUUAAGUCAGUCAACUUCCUAUUUGAAUUCCGUGGAAACAUCGUCCAUAUCGCCUGCAUAUCACGUGGAUGCAAUACAAAUUGAUAUACCAAAUUUUAGAAAUCUACCACCGAAACCGUCUGCACACAGCAACAAUAGUGUGCAGCAACCAACACCCCCACCACGCCCACCGCCUGCAGAAAAAUCACUGGCAGCUUCGCCAGCUAUUGCUGCUGUUGUUAGUGCAAAUGCGGCAGCACCGUUGUCUCCAGAUAUACGUAGAGACUCCCCCACUACGGUCAUAGUAGUGCAACAGGCUACUUAUCAACCAUAUAAAGAGGUUACAAAGCCAUUUGAAAUGUCUGACUUUUACAAAUAUUCCACCAAAUUUCGGCAGAAAGAGGCAGCUAGCAAUAAUACUGAACAGUCAAAUUAGUUGUGGAUUGGAUUUUAGUGUACUUGGAAGAUGUACAUGGGUAUGUGGGGAUUACCAAAAAGCUUAUUUAGUUUUUUUAACAACAAAAAUGAUAUUCUCUUUUGAAAUUAAAUUAUAAUAUUUUUAUAUUUAGUAAUACAAACGUUAGGGGUACUCAUCUAAGCAUAUAAAUUUAUCAAAUGUAUAAACAGAUUUAGUGAAAUAUUUGUGUAAAUUUAUCAAUCCGCUGUAUAAUAGCACUUUUUAUAUCAACAAUAAUUAUGACAGCACAAAAUGCAAUACGCAGCAGUGCAAUUUUUUAACCAAUGUCGUUGCAAUUUUAAAUAUUUAUGUAAACUUUAUUCGUCAGUUAUGUCGUUGUCAAUAAAUUAUAAAAGAAAACACUUAAAUUGAGUGAAAAGUCCAAACUUAAAAGUAUUUACAAAGAUAUUUUUGUAUAUGACUUGUUUGUGUUGGAAUGCAAUUCUCUAUUGACAACAAGUAAAUUUAUACGAUAUAAAUUUAUUCGGUAACAUUUUCUCGUAAAUUUAUAAAGUCUGUGUAAAGGCCAUGUUAUGCAGAGUGUCUCGUACACGGCAAAAUUCGCUUAUUCGGGCUAUGCCGAAAAUGCAUGUUAUGCAGAGUGUUUUGAUUGUUAAUUUAU